UCACCCAAGGCACACCUCUCCCCUCUUGCCCUUUAUAUACGCGCUCUCAACAAGCUUCAACAUCAUCGCCAACUAAACCAUAACUCGAAACCAUCGAGCUAGCUAGUCCAUUCAUCAUUUAAAGUAUACAUAUAUAGAUCGAGUUGUGUGGUGCUCAUGGAGCUCCUCCACGGGUUCGAUGUGAAAAUGUUGGUGUCGACGGUGGCGCUGAUCGGGUUCGUGGGGUUGCUGGUGCGGUUGUAUAAGGGGCUAGUGGCGGAGCCGAAGAGGCUGAGAUCCCUACUGGCCAAGCAAGGCAUCACCGGACCUCCACAGGCUUUGCUUCUCGGGAAUAUCUCGGAGAUAAAGAGGGCUCACGACCGCGGUGGCAAUGCUAAGGCUCCGAGCAGCGAACCACCCAUCUCACACAACCUGGCUGCUACUAUCUUCCCCUUCUUUGAUAAGUGGAGGAAGCAAUUUGGUGAUGUGUUUGUGUUUGGUCUUGGCACCACGCAAAUCCUAUAUGUGAUCAAACCAGAAGCAGUGAGGGAGAUCACAACCUGCACAUCCUUGGACUUGGGGAAACCCACAUACCAAUUCAAACAGCGUGGUCCUUUACUUGGUAAAGGUAUUUUGACCUCCAAUGGAGCCUCGUGGGCUCAUCAGCGCAAGGUCAUGGCUCCUGAACUUUACAUGGAGAAGGUCAAGGGAAUGAUCAACUUAAUUACCGAAUCCUCGAAUACUCUGGUGAACUUGUGGAACAGUAAAAUUGAUGCUGGCAAAGGAGUUGCAGACAUAAAAAUCGACAACGAUUUGAGAAGCUUCUCUGGUGAUGUUAUCUCGAGGGCAUGUUUUGGGAGCAGUUAUACCAAAGGGGUACAGAUUUUUGAUAAACUAAGGCAACUCCAGGAGGCCAUGGGCAGGAAAGUCUUUGGGGGUGCAGUUCCUGGAAUGAGACACCUUCCUACAAAGAGCAAUAGGGAAGAACGGGCAUUAGAAAAGGAGGUUGCGAGGUUGAUACUGCAAUUAGUGAAGGAGAGACAGGCAGCUGGGCACGAAAAAGACUUGUUGCAAAUGAUUCUUGAGGGUGCAAGAGCCAGUGAUCUCAGUCAAGAUGCAGCAGACAGCUUCAUUGUUGAUAAUUGCAAGAACAUAUACUUAGCUGGAUAUGAAACCACAGCUACUUCUGCCACAUGGUGCCUCAUGCUGUUGGCUUCGAAUCAAGAAUGGCGAGAACGCAUUAGAGCAGAGGUACUUCAAGUUUGCCAAGGCCGCGUCCCAGAUGCUGAUAUGCUUCGCAAGAUGAAACAGCUAACAAUGGUGAUUCAUGAAUCAUUAAGGCUCUACCCACCCGUUACCAUUAUGUCAAGGGAGGCAUUCAAGGACAUGAAAUUUGGAGACAUUCAUGUUCCAAAGAGUGUCAAUGUUUGGACCAGUGUGGCGACAAUACACACUGAUCCAGAAAUAUGGGGACCUGAUGCCUACGAUUUCAAGCCGGAAAGAUUUGCAAAUGGGAUCACUGGAGCUUGCAAGCUUCCCUACUUGUACAUGCCAUUCGGGCUUGGACCUCGAGUGUGUCUUGGACAGAACUUGGCCAUGAUCGAACUCAAGGUUGUCAUAGCUCUCAUAGUCACCAACUUCUCAUUCUCACUUUCGCCCAAUUACAGUCACAGACCUGCUCAAAGAUUGGUUGUAGAGCCAGAAACCGGCGUCGAUCUUUUGAUGAAGAAGCUUUGAGGAAUUCCCUUUGGAUGAAGAAGCUUUGAUAUUUUGCUGGAAAAUAAGAUAGCUAGUUAGGAGCGUAUUACUUUCUUUGUAUUAUUAACUUUAAAACCAUGUUGGGUGUCUUGAGUUUGGUUGUUCAGUAGUAAGCCUGUACUUUUUUACUUUUA
Messenger RNA from Rosa rugosa (rugosa rose), 1871 nucleotides. RefSeq names its product cytochrome P450 714C2-like. The coding region runs from base 157 to 1716 and encodes 519 amino acids. The record is from RefSeq and is a predicted model, not a curated record. The transcript is spliced from 5 exons. NCBI's taxonomy places the organism in Eukaryota, Viridiplantae, Streptophyta, Magnoliopsida, Rosales, Rosaceae. Gene Ontology annotation, molecular function: iron ion binding; heme binding; monooxygenase activity.